Molecule: messenger RNA, 1354 nt
Organism: Aspergillus heteromorphus CBS 117.55
Lineage: Eukaryota; Fungi; Ascomycota; Eurotiomycetes; Eurotiales; Aspergillaceae
Product: zinc-binding alcohol dehydrogenase family protein
Exons: 2
Coding region: 242-1354 (370 amino acids)
Molecular function (GO): oxidoreductase activity, acting on NAD(P)H
Source: RefSeq, a predicted model, not a curated record
GUCGUAAGGUCCAGCAUGGUCGGUCUCGGGGCCCAUAUCAUAUCAUUCGAGUCGGGGCUGUAGUAUGACCCCGACUGCACGCCGAACCCUACCUCCGGCGUCGGGCCGACCCCCUCCAGGAUAUCUUCCCCCCCCCCAAACUCACGGCCUGGAGGCUUGCUGUACCGUUUGACAAUAUCCAGUCCCUGGAGACCUCAGCUGCUGCCACGCCACAUCGUGGGGAAGGGUCAAUCCCGUCAUCAUGGCCGUCACCCAGCUUCCGGCCAACCUUCCUCGGACCCAAACCGCGAUCCUGCAAACCCACGGCGGAGCUCUCGAAAUCACCCACGCAGUUCCUUUGCCUCAUGUGCCUCCGGAUCGAAUGCUGGUGCGCGUCGUCGCUGUGGCUCUCAACCCGUGCGAUUACAAGAUGCCCCAUCAAUUCCCGUGCAAGGGAGUGGUGAACGGUACCGACUUCGCGGGGAUAAUCGUCGCCAUCGGACCCGCGGUGGCCGGGCUCGCAUCGCAGCCACGCUGGCAGAUUGGAGAUGCGGUUUUCGGAGCAUGCCAUGGAGCCAACGCCAUAGACCCGGAAUCGGGGUCAUUUGCCCAGUACGUCCGCGCGGAUCCAGAACUGCUUUUCAAGAAGCCCCCCGAUAUGGGGUGGGCGAAUGCGGCGGCCUUUGGUGCGAGUGGAAUUGCGACCAUUGGCCUCUCCCUCUUCUGGGGAGGCGGGAUGGGCCUGCAAGGCAGUCCCGAUGAGCCUGCGAUGGAGCCAGAGCAGGUUCUGGUCUAUGCGGGCAGUACUUCGGUGGGAACUUUGGCCAUACAGUUACUGCGAAUCUACGGCCAUAUCCCCCUGACCACUUGCUCGCCCGCAAAUUUCGACCUCGUGCGCUCGUACGGUGCCGAGAUGGUCUACGACUAUCGUUCGCCCACCUGUGCACAAGACAUCCUGGCCGAUACAGACAAUAACCUGGAACUGGCAUUAGAUCCUAUGACCGAAGCCAAGACACAACGCCUGUGCUAUCAGAGCAUCGGACGGGCCGGUGGCCGAUACAUUGCAUUGGAGGUGUGGCAGCCAAUGAACCACACACGACCCACGGUGGAUCCUACUUUCAUCAUGGGGUCCACCAUUAUUGGCAAGGAAAUUCCACUAGGAAACGGUUAUGGGAGCGAGGCUGAUCCGGACAAACGUCGUUUUGGGAUUGAGUACUAUCGCCAGGUUCAAAGGCUUUUUGAUAGCAACCGGCUCAAAUCCCACCCCAUUCGAGUUAUAGAGGGGGGUUGGCAGGGGGUCCUCAAUGGGUUAGAACUGCUGAAAUCGAGAAGUAUCUCGGCGCAAAAAUUGGUGGUUUUCCUGGGGGAUCCGUGA